UUAAGUCCGGUGAAAAUUCUAGGAACAAAUUCGUAAUUUCAAUAGGAAGGGUGACGAUAAAAUAAAAAGGGCGGCAAAUUUUAUUAAUGCCUUUUUAAUUUGGCACGGCUGUACACAAUCAUAAUUACCAUCAUGCCACAUUGCUAUAGCCUAUAUGUAUUAUGCCUAUCAGCCUGCAAUUGUAAAAGAAAGGGCACUUUAGUCAAAUUAAAAACAACCCCACUUUCAUGGUUUUCCCUCCUUUCCUCUGCAAGUCUGCAAUUGUAAAAUACUGGUAAAAUACUUACAUCAAAAGAGAGAAAAUCAAGAUUAAAGAAAGCAAGAAUGCAUGAUUAGAAGAUGAACUAACUCGCUUUUCAAAAAUUAUAAAUUUUGUUACUCAAAAAAUACCGAUUGAUAAAUUAUAAUCGCAGUUUUCUGUUGGCUAAAUUGUGUGGAAUUUCUGCAUUGUGCAUGCAAAUUGCUGUGCAGGAACAGCAGUUAUGGCUUCAAUAAAAGCAGAAUUAUUAGAUAAAAUGCAACACAGAUUACACCCAAAAAGAAAUUUAAUUGUUUCUGGUUUUGGGUUAUGUAUUGCUGCUAUUUCUUUCAUUCUUGUUUCCCUUGGAAUCUCAUUUACCAAUAAAACAAUUCCAAUUUCCUCUUUUUUCUUGGAUUCUUCAAUUGUAUCUUGGUCUUUUUCCCAUCCAAAAACUAGUAAAAAUGAAACAAUUUUAGGGAAUUUUACUCUAAACAAUGUGAGUGGAAGUGGGAAUUUGAAUAUUACAGGGAAAACCCAGUUUGAAAAUCUUGAUUUUAAGCUGAAAAAUGUGAGUUUUCUUGGUUUAAAAUCAAGGGUUUUUGAUGGUGAGACAAAUAAUUCUGCAAAAAGUGAAAAUUUUGAUGUUACUAAGGUGAAAGAUGAUGAGGGUUUGAGAAUUUCAGGGAAGUUUAAUAUAAGAUUUGCUGAAAGAGAAAAUGGUGGUGAUGGGACUUUGUUAAAAGAUUGUGAUUUUUUUGAGGGAAAGUGGGUUAAAGAUGAUGAUUUGCCACAUUACCCACCAGGUUCUUGCCCUUAUAUUGAUAAAGAUUUUAAUUGUCAUCUUAAUGGGAGACCUGAUAAAGGGUUUUAUAGAUGGAAAUGGCAGCCAUUUCAGUGUAACAUUCCAAGAAUCAACGCCACUGAUUUCUUGGAGAGAAUGAGAGGGAGGAAGCUAGUUUUCAUUGGGGAUUCAUUGAAUCGAAACAUGUGGGAGUCUCUUGUUUGCAUUCUUUGGAAUAGUAUCAAGGACAAGACGAGGGUGUACGAGGUAUCAGGGAAGAGAGAAUUCAAAAAAAACGGCUUCUACGCCUUCCGAUUCGAGGAUUACAACUGUAGCAUUGAUUAUGUUAGAGCUCCAUUUUUGGUCAGGGAAUCCUUUUUCCAGGAUAAAAAUAGAUCAUUAGCAACAUUAAGGCUUGAUUUAAUGGACCAAACAACCAACAUGUAUCAUGAUGCUCAUAUUUUAGUCUUUAAUACCGGUCAUUGGUGGACUCAUGAGAAAACUUCUAGAGGGGAGGAAUAUUAUCAAGAAGGUGACCAUGUUCACCCUCGGCUUAAGGCUCUUAAGGCUUACAGGAAGGCGCUCACUACUUGGGGCAGAUGGGUUGACAGGCAUAUUGAUUACAACAGAACUCUAGUAUUCUUUAGAGGAUAUUCUGGCACCCAUUUCAGAGGAGGUCAAUGGAAUUCAGGAGGACAAUGCCAUAAAGAAACCGAGCCAAUCUUCAACAAGACUUACUUAGCGAGAUACCCAUCAAAAAUGAGAGCUCUCGAACAAGUUCUGGGGAAAAUGAAGACCCCUGUGAUGUACUUAAACAUAAGCAGGUUGACAGAUUACAGAAAAGAUGGACACCCAUCAAUUUACAGAAGUUUAUACGACAGUGAAAAAGAGCUAACUGAGGCUGAGCUUUAUCAAGACUGUAGCCAUUGGUGCUUGCCUGGAGUACCCGACUUAUGGAACGAGCUUCUUUACGCUUCCCUCCUUAAGAUUGGAUGGGGAUCUCCUAACCGAUGAAUAUGAACUCGAGUUGGAAUACGUUGAACAGCGUCGGUGUUUAAGAUGGACUAGUUCCUUACUAGACUAAUAGUUUUCAGAAUCAUAAAUUUGGUCUCAAAGGUUGUGAUUAAGUAGGUUUUACCUGUAAUGUGAAGGUAGAUAGUAUACAUAUAGGUUCUUGCCUCUGGGUAGGGUUUGAUUUUUUUGAAUUUGUUGUUAUUAUAAGAAAAAACCGUAGGGUCUGGUGUUUUGAUUGGUCUGGUCUAGUCUGAAAAAUUUCUAGAUCGGAAUUUCUAAUUUGAACUAAUUUUUGUGUUAAAUUAGACCAGACCAGACCGGACCUUGUUCAGCCCUACCUCUGGGUAUUAGGAUAUACGAAGUUAGUUCAAAACACGUGACUUACCCUUUAUUAGUCACUAGUGAGUUCCAACUCGAGAACUUGACAUCUCCUAUUUGACUAAAUACAAAUUCUUGUAUGAGAGACGCGCUUUACACAUGGUUAAAUAGCUAAUAAUAUAAAUUAUUAGCAUAUGAAUUUAUUAAAUGCAAAUUAUGAAGCUAGUUGAUUCUCAAUGAUGAAACGGAACUCAAAAUGACUAGCUUUGAAAGACCAAGAUCAUACUAUUAGACAGAUUAAAGCUGUUCAUAACUUACAAUAAACUGCUCCUAAAAUAGUCUUUAUUUUUAUUGAUCCCAGCAUGUGAUUUUAUUAAUGGAGGCAUGGAGCAUAUGUUAUAUUUUAAACAGAAUACUUAGUAGUAUUCAGGCCCGGCUAUGAGGGCAACAGGGCCCCAAAAUCAGGAGGGCCCCAUAUUUUUUCUAAGCCUUUCUUUACCUUUAAUAUUCUACCGCCAUUGUUCUUUAGCUUUCUCAUCUCAAUUUCAGCUUUUAAUCUUCCAAAUAUCCAUACUUUCUUACUCUUCAUUUUCCUAUCUUCAUCUUCACAAAAUUUAGGAGCUUUGUCUCAAUAGACAAAACUAAACAUAAAGAUUAGACUAAGUCACCUAUUAUUUUUAAAUCCACCAUUAAAGAUCUUUCUAAACAAUUUGUUGAUACCUGUGUUUUGGAUGGCUCAAUUUUUGUAAUCUUCAUGUAGUAAUUGGGAACUAAUGUUAGGAAACCUGUUGUUUCAUACUUGUAUUUAAUAUGUUCACAUGAUUUUAAUCUUUUUUGUUUUUAAGGAUAAGUAUUUGGAAGACUAUUGUAGCUUGUGCGGUUGAUUGAGAGAACCGAAGAAAUUGUGUAGUUUAAAGGAAAUAGAUCAAAUCUGAAUUUUUAAAGCAUAUUUUACUUUUGAUAUUUUAAAUUUAAAAUAAUGUGAAUUUGCUAAAAUUGUUAAUUUGAAUUGGAAACUUGCAUUGAGUACAAAUAUACUUUCUCAAUUCAUUAUAUUUGCUACUGAUAGUGACCUUUUUCUCACAUAUUACGUCAUAAUCGGAUACAAAUAUUUUAGAACGUAGGAAGUAGGAAUAUCCGAUUAAUGAAUGUAGAGUACGUCAAAGUUCAAAUGGUAAAAGAUAGUUCUUUUUAAAUAAAAGAUUGAGGAGUAUCAAUUUGAAUUAGAAGUAUGUUGUAAUUUACAAUUAAAAUGCUAUAAUAUAUCUGCUUCAAUAUUUAUAAAAAUAUUUUGAAGUAAAUU
Messenger RNA from Amaranthus tricolor (Joseph's coat), 3657 nucleotides. RefSeq names its product protein trichome birefringence-like 2. NCBI's taxonomy places the organism in Eukaryota, Viridiplantae, Streptophyta, Magnoliopsida, Caryophyllales, Amaranthaceae. Gene Ontology annotation, molecular function: O-acetyltransferase activity. The record is from RefSeq and is a predicted model, not a curated record. Gene Ontology annotation, cellular component: Golgi apparatus. Bases 483 to 2036 code for a protein of 517 amino acids. The transcript has 5 exons.